CCUUCACUCCUUCUUCUUACAAUCACUCCACUUCACUCCAGUUUCCUUUUUCUCUCUCAAAAUGGAGUCCUCCUCCAAGUUCUAUGCUUACCUCAUCAUUUGCAUGCUUUUCAUCUCUUCAGCUACACCUAUUCUUGGUUGUGGCUAUUGUGGAAAGCCACAUAAAAAACACAAACCAGGUAAAAAACCAAUCGUCACUCCACCAACAGUUAAACCACCAACAACAAAACCGCCAGUCACAAUACCCCCUAUCACAGUCCCUCCAGUUGUUCCUCUUCCUCCUCUUCCAGUCCCUCCAGUGGUACCUAUUCCACAUGUUCCAAUCCCUCCAGUCACAGUUCCUCCAGUUGUACCUCUUCCUCAUGUUCCAAUCCCUCCAGUGACACCUCUUCCUCAUGUUCCAAUCCCUCCAGUUGUACCUCUUCCUCAUGUUCCUCUUCCUCCUCUUCCAGUCCCUCCAGUUGUACCUCUUCCAAAUGUUCCAAUCCCUCCAGUUACCGUUCCUCCGGUGCUUAAUCCACCAAGCACAGGAGGAAGUCCACCAAAGAAAGGAGGGGGUUCAUGUCCACCACCAUCAGUUACACCUACACCUACACCAUCACAUGAAACUUGUCCAAUUGACACAUUGAAACUAGGUGCAUGCGUUGAUUUACUAGGCGGUUUGGUUCACAUUGGACUUGGUGACCCUGCUGUCAACAAGUGUUGUCCUCUUCUUCAAGGACUUGCUGAAAUCCAAGCUGCUGCAUGUCUUUGCACAACUCUUAAGAUUAAGCUUCUUAACCUUAAUAUCUAUGUUCCACUUGCUCUUCAGCUUCUUUUGGCUUGUGGAAAAACUCCACCUCCUGGUUACACUUGUUCCCUCUAAACCAGUGAAUGGUUGAAAUCGACAUGAGAGGAUGUCGAGCCACUCUCUAUCUCUUCCUUCUGGAUUGUUGUAAUUGUUUGUUUGAAUAUUAAUUAUUUGUAAAACCAUUUGUUUUUGAUUCAGAUUGUUGCAUGUAUGUUUAGUUUAAUCCUAGCUAGGCAAAGCAAACAUGCAUGCUUUCUAUAUGUAACCUUUUGAACAUGUUAUUCAUUUGAUUUGCGUUUUGGUCAA
Vicia villosa (hairy vetch) is the source of this 1096-nucleotide messenger RNA. RefSeq names its product 36.4 kDa proline-rich protein. The transcript has 2 exons. The record is from RefSeq and is a predicted model, not a curated record. NCBI's taxonomy places the organism in Eukaryota, Viridiplantae, Streptophyta, Magnoliopsida, Fabales, Fabaceae. The coding region runs from base 62 to 865 and encodes 267 amino acids.